AUGUCUGAGGACGAUCAAAAUUCUAAGGAGAUUGUAACAUCAUAUGAUGAAAUAUUGGAGAUCACAGGACUGUUAGCUAUGCGUGAUAAUUCAAUGUCAUGUGUCACUGAAAAGAAAGAAACUCCUAGUUCAACGGAUAAUGUCAAUAAUGGUGAUGUUAGUAAUGAUGAUAUUGUAUUACCAAUACAAAGUUGUACACAAUUACCACUUAGUCCUAGUCUGGUAUCCUUAAUUGAAGAUGGUGGUCCUAAUUGUCGAACAAUUUCAAUUGCUAAAACCAAAAAUAAUAACGUCGGCUUUACAUUUACAGAAAUAAAACAGGGAUUAUUUGUUUCUCAUGUAGACGAAAGAUCUUCUGCAAAGUUGAAUAAAGUACGUUUUGGUGAUAAGAUUCAAUGCAUAAAUGAUACAGAAGUUACAUCUUAUACUCAAGCUAAACAACUUAUUGAAGAAACACAUCCAACUGUAAAUUUUUCUUUUAUCGACUGCCCUUAUAGAGAAGUUAAAACAAUUUAUAAAAUUCAUGGAAAAUGUGGUCUUUUCAUCAAUGAUGGUAUGAUUUUAGAUCGUACAAAAUAUUUCAGUGCAAAAAGUGAUAAAAUUCCAUUGAAUUAUUAUAUUACUGAAAUUGAUGGUCAUAGUACUGUUCGUUUAUUAGAUGAAAAAAUAGUUUUAUUAGUUGAACGUGCUAAUUCACCAUUCUCUCUUCAUAUUGUACCUCAAUGGUUUUAUGAAUAUCUUGUUUUUGGAUUAGAUCCAUCAGGAAAUGAACUCAAAAAAGGUGAUACGAUUACUGUUACCGGAUUGUUUGAAUCAGAAUUAAUGUUAUGGAAUUCAGAUACGGUUUUUUCCGGUCAACGUCGUUAUUAUUUCCAUGAAUUUGAUUCAACAACUAACUUGUGUUAA
Molecule: messenger RNA, 906 nt
Organism: Schistosoma bovis
Lineage: Eukaryota; Metazoa; Platyhelminthes; Trematoda; Strigeidida; Schistosomatidae
Source: the annotation of a GenBank genome assembly